CGUCGCCAUCUUAUUUGACAUCACACAUUUCUGCCAGAAAGUACGGUAUGUCAUAGCUCAGAUACAAUCAUGAUCUAAUGUUACCAGAACUUACAUGAGUUUUUACACUAUAAUCUCUUAAUCUUUAGCUUCGUUAAUCAUUAACUGAUUAUGGCCAUCAGCGACAUCGACAUUUUCGAUUUAAUUGUCUGGGUUGCUUGGGAGCAGAGGCUGCUGUCCUUACCUCCAGAUGCCAGGGGUGCAAGGAACAGACGUGGACUAUGGACUGUUUUCCUGAUGACAGUUUUUGCAUUCAUUGGAACUUACUGGAAAGGUCCUAUCGGGGCUCUGAUUCUGACUGCACUGGCGACGAUGUACGCUAUUGACAACUACUGGAACGGAGCACAAGACGACGAGAUCAUUCCUGUCACGGACCUUCUGCUAUACUCGGAACAAUUCAAAGACUCCAACAAGCGAGAAAUAGUCGACGCUGUCCGUGAGCUCACUUGCAAGUACGAAACCAGAGAUUACGCGGCACUCGCACAACUCGUCGGUUCACACCCGUCUUUGCGCGCAAAAAUCGCCGAGAUCAUCCACAAAUAUCUCCUCAACUCCGUCUGCUACGAAGUCGCACUGGAUCCUGAAAUCGUGAAUUAAAGUCCGUCGUCAAGAUUCGGUUUCAAUCAUCACAACCCGAAGAAGGAAAACGCUCGACGCGUGAAAGCAUAUAAAACGAAUCUCUAUUCCCUGAACCAACUUUUUGUUCCGAAGCUGAACCCUCGGGUCCAGCCACGCUUGCUUAGAUCAUCCCAAACCCCUGGCAAUGGGUUAAUGCCUUCAAUAACCGUUCUCUCAAUAGUUCCUCGCUCGCGUAGCCCGGCAACAGCAGUACAUUGAAGCAAGUAUGAGCUGAUGGUAACCUGGAACACAUGGAAGAAAAAAAAUACCCAACAGUUGAUCAGCCAAAAUGGAAAAGAAAAUAACCUACCGACUGGAAUCGUCGCCAUGACGAGAAAUGACCAGACCGAGAGCCUUGAGGCCACCGACGGGCACGCGGUGUGACCCAGUUAUGAACCUGAGCAGAUCCAGUUUCUGCUCACUCGUCAUUUCGUGCACAGCUUUCCAGAACCAACGUAUCACCUCACUGUCCGCUGAAUACCCACAGUCGUAUUUUGUAAAACUCUCCAGUUCCGUCAAGUCCGUUUCCUGCAAACGAGCAUUGAAAUAUGAACAGCCGUCUGAGUCAACGGAAAAUCGA
Notodromas monacha is the source of this 1237-nucleotide messenger RNA. NCBI's taxonomy places the organism in Eukaryota, Metazoa, Arthropoda, Ostracoda, Podocopida, Cyprididae. The record is from the annotation of a GenBank genome assembly.